Molecule: messenger RNA, 3259 nt
Organism: Salarias fasciatus (jewelled blenny)
Lineage: Eukaryota; Metazoa; Chordata; Actinopteri; Blenniiformes; Blenniidae
Gene: med24
Product: mediator complex subunit 24
Exons: 25
Coding region: 95-3064 (989 amino acids)
Biological process (GO): positive regulation of transcription initiation by RNA polymerase II
Cellular component (GO): mediator complex
Molecular function (GO): transcription coregulator activity
Source: RefSeq, a predicted model, not a curated record
CGUCCUUCAUCUCAAUAUGACGCUCUGUGCGCUGCGAAGCUAGAGGAACUGUAAACAAAUCUAUUUUACAAUUAAAUAAGGCCGGAAGUUCAGGAUGAAGGUGGUGAAUCUGAAGCAAGCCAUCCUGCAGGCGUGGAAGGAGCGAUGGAGCGACUAUCAGUGGGCUAUCAACAUCAAGAAGAACUUCCCAAAGGGAGCCACAUGGGAUUACCUCAACCUCGCGGAGGCCCUUAUGGAGCAGGCGAUGAUCGGUCCUUCUCCUAACCCGCUCAUCUUGUCCUACCUGAAAUAUGCCAUAAGUUCACAGAUGGUGUCUUACUCCAGUGUGCUUACAGCUAUCAGCAAGUUUGAUGACUUUUCCCGGGAGCUGUGCGUGAAGUCAUUGUUGGAAAUAAUGGACAUGUUCUGCCAUCGUCUCAGCUGCCAUGGGAAAGCGGAGGAAUGCAUCGGCCUGUGCCGGGCGCUGCUCGGGGUGGUGGUGUGGCUGCUGCUGGGUUGUGCGUGGUACUGUGAGAAGCUGAGGGAACUGGGGCCGUCGGCCAGCACGGAGGCCAGCCUCCGAGCCUGUCAGGAGAGGCUGCACAGUCUGAUGAGCAGCACCAAGAACAGAGCGCUGGUUCACAUUUCCCGACUGGAGGACCAAGGCUCCUGGAACAAUGUGGAACAGGCGAUGCUCAAACUGACAGAUGGCCUCAGCAGCGUAUCCAACCAGACGCUACGGACUAAAUUAGAGGAGAGUGUGUCACUUGUGAAAAGUAUCCCUCUGAUGCUGACUGUGCAGUCUGACCCUCCGCUUCACGCCUCCUUCCCAUCAGUUCAUGCCUUCAUUAUGCUGGAAGGGACCAUGAAUCUGACUGGGGAGACUCAGCCGCUGGUGGAGCAGCUCAUGAUGAUCAAGAGAAUGCAGCAAAUUCCUGCUCCUCUGUUUGUGCUGGAGAUUUGGAAGGCUUGCUUCACUGGCCUCAUUGAGUCACCAGAGGGCACAGAAGAGCUGAAAUGGACCGCCUUCACUUUCCUUAAGAUUCCUCAAGUGCUCCUCCGAUUGAAGAAGUAUCCUCAAGGUGACAAAGGACAGGACUUCAUGGAGGACGUGAACGUUGCCUUUCAGUACUUACUGAAGCUCACGCCACUGCUGGACAAAGCAGACCAGAGAUGCAAUUGUGAUUGCCUGGGAAUGCUCCUCCAGGAGUGCAAUAAACUCGGUCUGCUGUCAGAAGCAAACACAGCCAACCUCACUUCCAAACGGACUGAGGACAGGGAGUUCGCCCCAAAGCUAAAGACUGCAGAAAAUGCAAACAUCCAGCCGAACCCGGGUCUGAUCCUGAGAGCCGAGCCCACCGUCACCAACAUCCUGAAGACGGUGGAUGCAGACCACUCCAAGUCCCCAGAAGGCCUCCUCGGGGUUCUGGGACACAUGCUGUCUGGGAAGAGUCUGGACCUGCUGCUGGCAGCUGCAGCUGCUACUGGGAAGCUCAAAUCUUUCGCCCGCAAGUUCAUCAAGCUGAACGAGUUUCCCAAACACAUCAGUGGGGAAGGAUCUAAGCCGGCGUCCGUCCGGGCCCUGCUCUUCGACAUCUCCUUCCUCAUGCUCUGCCACGUGGUGCAGACUUACGGAUCCGAGGUGAUCCUGUCCGACCCCAGCCCGUCGGGGGAGACGCCCUUCUUCGAGACCUGGCUGCAGACGUGCAUGCCGGAGGAGGGCAAGACCCUGAACCCGGACCACCCCUGCUUCAGGCCCGAGCCGGGCAAAGUGGAGAGCCUGGUGACCCUGCUCAACAACUCCUCCGAGAUGAAGCUGGUUCAGGUGAAAUGGCACGAGAUCUGCCUCAACACCCCGGCGGCCAUCUUGGAGGUGCUGAACGCCUGGGAAAACGGCGUGCUGUCCGUGGAGGCCGUGCAGAAGAUCACUGACAACAUCAAGGGGAAAGUGUGCAGCAUGGCCAUCUGCGCCGUGGCCUGGCUGGUGGCCCACGUCCGCAUGCUGGGGAGGGACGAGCGGGAGAAGCCCCAGACCAUGAUCCGGCAGCUCGUCACGCCGCUGUACGGCGAGAACACCCUGCAGUUUUACAACGAACGCGUCAUCAUCAUGAGCUCCAUCAUGGAGCACAUGUGUGCCGACGUCUUCCAGCAGACGGGCGCCACGCUGCGGCCGCCGGUGGAGGGCCAGGAGCCCAUCCCCUACCGCAACCUGCUGCCGGCCAAGGAGCCCAUCCACCGGGCGCUCAGCCGGCAGUUCCAGGCCGUCCUGAGGAAGGGCUGGGUGGACAGCCGCGCCCUGCACCUGUUCGAGAGUCUGCUCAACAUGGGCGGCGUCUUCUGGUUCACCAACAACCUGGUGAAGGAGCUCCUGAAGGAGACGCGGCAGGAGUGGGCCAGCCGGGUGGUGGAGCUGCUCUACAGCAUCUUCUGCCUGGACACCCAGCAGAUCACCCUCACCCUGCUGGGCACCAUCCUGCCCAACCUGCUCACCGACUCGGCGCACUGGCACAGCCUGGCGGACCCGCCGGGGAAGGCGCUGGCCAAGCUGUCCGUGUGGUGCGCGCUCAGCUCGUACUCGUCUCACCACAAGGGGACGUUCUCGGCCCGCCAGCGCAAGCGGCAGCGGGAGGACAUCGAGGACUACAACAGCCUGUUCCCGCUGGACGACACCCAGCCGUCCAAACUCAUGCGGCUGCUCAGCUCCAACGAGGACGAGCCGGCGGCGCUCUCCAGCCCCGGAGACCGGUCGAUGAGCAGCUCCCUGUCCGCCUCGCAGCUGCACACCGUCAACAUGAGGGACCCCCUCAACCGCGUCCUGGCCAACCUCUUCCUCCUCAUCUCCUCCAUCCUGGGCUCCAAGAUGGCGGGGCCGCACACGCAGUUCGUGCAGAGCUUCAUGGAGGAGUGCGUGGAGUGCCUGGAGCAGGGCAGCCGGGGGAGCAUCCUGCAGUUCAUGCCCUUCACCAUGGUGUCGGAGCUGGUGAAGCUGCCCGCCCUGGCCAAGCCCAAAGUGGUGCUGGCGAUCACCGACCUGAGUCUGUCUCUGGGGAGGAGAGUCGCUGCCAAGGCCAUUUCUGCUCUCUGAGCCGCCGGUUUAAAGUUACCACCAUGUCAGGAGAACGGACGCCGCCGCCGCCGCUGUGGGCGAACCGAGACUCUGGAGUUAGUCGUGUUUUACUGUUGUUUUUUUUAUUGUUUUUCAUACUUGGAAAAAUGUAAAUAUGUUUUGAUGGAAAGAAGAAAAAAAAUCUCAAUAAACAGGAGUUCCUCUUUUGCAGGA